Messenger RNA from Globicephala melas (long-finned pilot whale), 3861 nucleotides. It is a transcript of the gene HS3ST5, whose product is annotated as heparan sulfate-glucosamine 3-sulfotransferase 5. Gene Ontology annotation, molecular function: [heparan sulfate]-glucosamine 3-sulfotransferase activity. Lineage: Eukaryota; Metazoa; Chordata; Mammalia; Artiodactyla; Delphinidae. The record is from RefSeq and is a predicted model, not a curated record.
UCCGCAGCUGGUCGCCGGGGACCCGAUCCCUCCCGCGCGCCCGAGUGAUGGAGGGGAAGAGAUUCGCUUAGACACACACACGCGCACACAGCUGGGCACGUCUCCGGGAGGCAGCCGCCGGGAGCCGGGCGGCGGCCGUGACAGCACCAGCCGCGGGGAGCCGGGCGCCCACGCAGCUUGGCCCCGGCGGCUCCAAGACCCCGGAAGGGAAGAUCCCAGCCGCACUGACUGUUGGUUUUAGGCAAUUGGGAGGAAGCAAGCUGCCCAAGGACCUGUCACUGAGGACGCAGGAGGUUCUCCGCUCGGCGGUCAGAGACUGGGGCCGCGCCGGUGCCCGCGUGGGGCGAGGAGGAUGCUCAGCUCCUCCCGCAGAGGCGCUGCGGGCCCAGGCACUGCGCGGACUCGGGCUCCCGCGGCCGCCCCUACCGUGCCCGCGCCGCGGGAGCGCGCCCUGCCGUACCUGGCUCCAGCCUCCAGGGGAAGUGCGGGAAACGCGCCCUAAACUCCACUACUUCUCGCGCGCCUCCUCCCCUUCCUGGCUCCCCGCCCCAGACCUCGCAGCCGCCGCCGCCUGCGUGUAGGGCCCGCCUGCCUCUUACUCUCACGCGCGCACGCACAGCCCCGCUGGCUCGCUCGCAUUCGAGCGCCUCGCUCCCCGUGGAGCCGAAGCCCGGACGUCCGGAACUACUGCACCAACUGCCAACGGGACUGCAGGAGACGCCCUGUGGCCCGGCGCGACCAGCUGCUGGCCCACGCGCCCUGGGCUCCCGCCCACGCUGCCGCCGCCGGGGACGUUGAGGUAAUCAGGUACCCAGAGGCUUCAGCAUUGCUGUCUUCCCUUCUCAAUGGCGUUUCUGGUGUCCACCUCAGGAGUCUCCUUGGCCAGCUCUGAAACACUUGAAAAUUAAACAGAGAAUCCACUGCAUAUAUUCUUCUUGAAAAUUUCCAUUGUAUAUGUUCAGAACUUUCUGAAUAAGAAUAAGGAUUUGAAGGUGCUAACAGAGCAGGGAACAAGCUAAAAGGACAGCAGUAGAUGUGGAGAGGCCAUGGAGCAUCCACCAACCAGAUAAUCAUCGCUGGAAUAACUGGAGGUGUCUGGAUGUAGUGAAAAUUGUGCCUACCUCUUUUGACAUGUGGGAAUGUCUAAGUCAGCAAGAAGUGUAUACUUGCCCCCUUAGACCCUCAACAGUACCUAAAGGUCAUCUGCCUUGAAGACUGACCAAGACCUGCAACUCCCAACUUUUAAGACUCCAUUGUGGCAGAUGCUUGAGCACUUCGUGAUGUCAUAGAAAACCAAAGAGGCAUCUUGAAUGUUAAAUUUGCCAAGCUGCAGAAGUCCUGAAGGUUGAUGGAGGGCCAUGCUAUUCAAACAGCAGGCAUGGCUGAGACAGAAGCUCCUGGUGCUGGGAAGCCUUGCUGUUGGGAGUCUCCUGUAUCUAGUCGCCAGAGUUGGGAGCUUGGAUAGGCUACAACCCAUUUGCCCCAUCGAAGGCCGGUUCGGAGCCCGUGGUCAGGCUGAAUUCCCCCUGCGCGCCCUGCAGUUUAAGCGUGGCUUGCUGCACGAGUUUCGGAAGGGCAACUCUUCCAAGGAGCAGGUACGCCUUCAUGACCUGGUCCAGCAGCUCCCCAAGGCCAUUAUCAUCGGGGUGAGGAAAGGAGGCACCAGGGCCCUGCUUGAGAUGCUGAACCUCCAUCCGGCAGUGGUCAAAGCCUCUCAAGAAAUCCACUUUUUUGACAAUGACGAGAAUUAUGCCAAGGGUAUUGAGUGGUAUAGGAAAAAGAUGCCUUUUUCCUACCCUCAGCAAAUCACAAUUGAAAAGAGCCCAGCGUAUUUUAUCACGGAGGAAGUUCCAGAAAGGAUUUACAAAAUGAACUCAUCUAUCAAGUUGUUGAUCAUUGUCAGGGAGCCAACCACAAGAGCUAUUUCUGAUUACACUCAGGUGCUAGAGGGGAAGGAGAGGAAGAAUAAAACCUAUUACAAGUUUGAGAAGCUGGCUAUAGACCCUAAUACCUGCGAAGUGAACACAAAAUACAAGGCAGUAAGAACCAGCAUCUACACCAAACAUCUGGAACGGUGGUUGAAGUACUUUCCAAUUGAGCAAUUUCACAUCGUCGAUGGAGAUCGCCUCAUCACGGAACCCCUGCCAGAACUUCAACUCGUGGAGAAGUUCCUAAAUCUUCCCCCGAGGAUAAGUCAAUACAAUUUGUAUUUCAACGCUACCAGAGGGUUUUACUGCUUGCGAUUUAACAUUAUCUUUAAUAAGUGCCUGGCGGGCAGCAAGGGGCGCAUUCAUCCAGAGGUGGACCCCUCUGUCAUUACCAAAUUGCGCAAAUUCUUUCACCCUUUCAAUCAAAAAUUUUACCAGAUCACUGGGAGGACAUUGAACUGGCCCUAAAAUAAUGUCAUACGACACUAUGUGUUGUGCCCGGGGACACACAAUGUCUCGUCUGGAUUAAAAUAUGCACUUUUCCUAUAGACACAACUGUCCAAGUCAUUUUUCCAUGUAUACUUGUACAUACGCAGUGUGUGACCAAAUAUAAGAUCAGCUCUUUUUCUACUGAAAAUUUACAAAAACAAAAAACAAACCAAUUUGCUGUCUACAUAGUUGCAUCUUUUAUGCUAUUUACAAAAAGAAGAGGUGGUGGUACUGGGGGAAAGUGACUUCAGCUAUUCUCAAAGAGUUAGUCUUCCUCUGAGUCAGAAUUUGUCGCCUGCCAUUUUCAUAGAUUUAAGCCAAAAGAUUGACAUGUGAAAAUGUACCAAUGGCUGUGAAGUUUCAGGAAGUAGAGGAUUCGGUUAUGCAUUCUUUUCUAAGGGAAAGCUGACUCUUUAAUUCAGAUGCUGAAUUGAUGCCAUGAAAACAGAAAAUACUAUUUUCUUAUUAUUUAAAAAAAUGUCUUAUCUCAUAAAAUUGACAUCGUUCCAAAGUUCCUGUGGUGAUUUUGCACUAUCGUUUUCUCAUAUGGACCAUGGUGUCACUUGUAGCAUGUCAGUCACACAUCGGAAAGUCAAGUCCUUUUACUUCCGUGUUCUAUGUCAACAAAGAGAAAUGUCAUGUACAUAGUGUAUAUAGUUGUAAAUACUGGUUUCACACUAAGUAAUUCUAUUUUGUAAACUGAAUAUGGCUAUUUAAUUUAUUGUGAAAAUUAAAUUUAUUGUGGUAUUUAAAAAAUGGAAUGGAUUAAAAUUACUCUAUGUGCAAUUUUUUUUUAUUCAUUUUGUUUUAUGUGCCCCUUGCUGGCUCCCAAAGUCAAAGCUGUUUAUGUGCACAUGAGAGCACUUGGAAAGAUGCACUUCUCCGUUGGAUUUCUGUACCCUUGUGAUAUGAAGCAAGGUUGGAUAUAUUUUUUAAAAAUAUCUCAACCAUCUGGAAAUCUAGUAUAACAGCCACCUCAAAGAGCACUUGUGCUUCCCUGCUACAACCUUGUAACAAUUAACUUACUUGCAGUUGCUCCUGGUGCUAGGAGACAGACAAGAAAUACUUUAAUAUAAUCAAGGCAUAGAAGAAUCACAGUUUUAUAUGAACCUCUAAUCAAAGUCAGACCAAUAGAGAAAUUAAAUAAAAUAAGAUUAGAAAACUUGUGUAGCCUCUGUACUGAAAGCUGCUGCUGAUGCUUCCGCAAACUCUCAGAACUCCCUCUUUGAGAUGAAACUACAUCAGCCUGCUCAGGAAUGAUCAAAUUACGUAGUGUUGCUAUUACUAACAUAAACAUAUGGCUCAGAUUUCCAUCCAGAGAAAUUAAUGCUAAAUUGGGUGCUUGCUAACAUCAGAUAGCCUGUACUGUUCUGCAUUUACAGAUGCUUAAAUAUAGUUCGGAAAACCUUGGAAAGAGGUAUCAACAGAAAAAAUAAUAAUAAUA